Molecule: messenger RNA, 3238 nt
Organism: [Torrubiella] hemipterigena
Lineage: Eukaryota; Fungi; Ascomycota; Sordariomycetes; Hypocreales; Clavicipitaceae
Source: the annotation of a GenBank genome assembly
ACAGUGGUGGCUACUGCGCUGCAACUCUUGAUCUACAUCCCCCGUCCGCAGAAGUCUAUCUUAUAUUACUGCCAAACGCGGGGCUUCUCAGAGACUAUCCUUACAAACAUGUAACUGCAUUGGCGGCGCGAUCAUGCUGGAUGCAGCUUGUGCAUAGCACCUUCAGCAGUAGUUAGCCAGAUGGGAAAAGCAAGAACAUUCCAAUCCAACAAUAAUUUAUCCCAGGGCUGUGGUACGUUGUAGGGAUCAUUUCUCAACUACCUGGACUCCCAAUGGGUGCAAGGCCAACGCUUACUGGUUCCCGGCAGUCGUAAUUCGAGCCGCUCAGCUGCGACCUUGCAAGGAAAAUCUCCGAGCUGGAACGGCUCCGUUCUGAUCUACGCUAUGUAUAUAGCGCAGCAACUCAGCCCUUUUUUUAUAUCACAAAAGCACUCACCUCUAACUCGGUAUCCCCAGUACACACGCGACGGAGAACAUCCGCGCCCAAAUUGAGCAGCAAUGUUUGUCCGUAUAUCGAUCUUCAUAGCCGCGCUAGCGGCGGUGCUGGCGCUCUAUGCGUGGCCACUGAGCAAGCCACAAACCACCAUCCCGCCUCUCGUCAACGGGUCCAACAACAAUACUGUGCUAUUUAUCGGCUCCGAGCACCAUGGCCUGACCAAUAUCCACAUUGCGACAGUGCAGGGUCUGCUUGAACGCCAUCCCGACAUUCAGGUGCACUUCAUAUCGUACCCUAGCGUUGAAUCUAAGCUUUCUCGCGUCUCAGCUCUCAGCAAGGCUCGCCAGCCCCUGGCCAGGGACGUCAUUUUCCAUGCCCUUGACGGUCAAUCAUUGACGACCGCGCUCCGCGAAAGGCUCGAAAAAGUUGGCCUUCGAGAUGGCUCAGAGGGAUUGGAAAGGCUGAUUUCGCCGCCUGGCGUUCCUGGCCUGGACCAUCUCUCACAGUUGAUUGAAUACGUCAUGUCACCUUGGGACGCCGAGGACCAUCUGGCGAUAUACCACCAGAUCGGUGGCAUCAUCGAGAAGGUAGACCCGGCCACCAUCGUCUUGGACAUGGUUUUCCAUCCAGCAAUGGAAGCCGUACGUUCACGACAUUGGUCGCACAUUAUCAUCUCUCCCAACACGGUGGUUGACACCUUCAUGGCCCAACAGCCGCACGGCAAGAUGUUAUGGAAGUACCCGGCUCUUGGUUCUGGAUUCGCAUUCCCCGUUCCCUGGCACAAGAUUCCCGAAAAUAUGUAUCUCAUGUUUAGAUUAAUCUAUGGCAUGGUCAUGCAACCUGGAAUUAGGGAGAAAAAGGCCUGGCUCGAGGCCAAUGGAGUGCCCAAUGCCCUCGACAUGGCCGGAACUUAUCGAGAUGACGUCCCCUGGAUUACGCAAACGACCCCGAAUGCCUCUACCCCAAUCGACUUUAUCCCUGCAAACGUCACCUGUACCGGUCCGAUUAGCAUUUCGUCUGCCAAAGCAGUCGAUAUUGACCCUGAACUAGUGCAGUGGAUUUCACAGAAGCCAACGGUUCUCAUCAAUCUCGGCUCAGUGUAUCCUUACACUGUGAACAUGACUAAUGAGUUCAUCAAGGGUAUCGACCGCGUUAUAAAAGAGGCAGAUGUUCAGGUUCUCUGGAAGUACAGAAUUGAGCCAAAAACAGCAACCGCAGCCAACUUUGACUGGGAAGCGGCGGUACAGCCUUUGCUCGACACUGGCCGCGUCAGAGUUUCAACUUGGUUGAAGGUUGACCCCCAAGCUCUGCUAGAAACUGGCUAUAUUUCACUCUUUGUGAGCCAUGGCGGAGCUGGCGGCUACCACGAAGGCAUUGAAUCCGGCGUGCCUCUCAUUAUCCUGCCGUCUUGGGUCGACCUGUACAAUUUUGCGCAGCUUACGGAGCAAACUGGUCUUGGAAUAUGGGGCUGCCGCGAGCAAAGUCCCGACUUCAAUGCUGAAUGUCUGAGCGACGCGAUUCUCAAGCUGAGUGACAACAGCCCCGAAACUCUGGCAAUUCGUACCAAGUCUAGAGAGAUUCGUGAUCAGAUCCGCGCAAAGCCGGGCAGAGACGUGGCAGCUGACAUGGUUGCCAACAUGGCGAGAUUACAGUAACCUGGUUGUAGACUUGCAACGACCUGAAACGAAUCGCUCCCUACUGGAAAUUAUAUAGACAGUGUAAAAUUAGAAUAGAAAUACUUGGACGCCUCUCUAACAAUUUACAAAAGUUCUACUACCGAAAGCUCCCACCAUCGCCGAUAUGACAAUUACAACACGGAUUAAUCAGUGGAUACAAUCAUUAUAUCUCAAUGGUGAUCUAACAUGCGCCUUUCUGUAAUCAUAGCGAGUCCAUAUCCGCCCCCAAUUUUCAUACUAGUAUAUAUGCAUUUGCAUCAUCCUCAUGAAGAGCCCUUUUUGGUGCUACCCGCAAUGCUAGCCCCGUCACCAUAUGUAUCAUGAGGCUUGCUGUCAACUCCCACUGAGUGAAGAGAUGCCGACGAUCCACCAGCAGCAGUACCAGUAGCACUAGUAGCCUUAAUAUCACCGCUACCUCCAACAAUAACCUCGCCGCCACCUUUGACUUUACCUACAAUCAUGCCCUUUGCGACACUCUUGAGGACAGCCCUGCGCGACACACCAGUGACAUCAAUGUACACCAAGCCGACAUUCUUGAAGCCACCGCCAAUCUUCUUUGACACCUGGCCGGCCUCAUCACCCCAUCGGUGGCCGACGACGGUGCUGACACCCGAGGAUGUGCUAUCCAUCAAGUUGCGUCCAGCCUGUUCGAUGCCAUCGACAACCGUGUUAAAGGCCAUUAGGCUCUUGUUCAUAACACCAGGCUUGUAGCUCUCGACGACAUUUCCGUCCUUGUCGUAACCACGGACCUUGCCAUCCUUGCGACGCGAGACACCAGCGCCAAGGUUCUGCGCCAUCUUGCUGAUGGCGCCGACUGUCGAGGCAGAGAGGCCAGCGGCGGAGCUGGUAAAGGUAUUGAUGCGGCGGAUGUGGUCGUGCGUGCUGGGGUCAAAGGUCAUGGGCUUUUCGUUGGGCUUUGUGUUUUGCUUGAAGCUCUCGGCGCCGCUCUGGAUCAUCUUGCCGACAUAGUCGGACGUGGUGACGAUGAGGCGAGACGCACGGGUGGCGGAGCUGACGAGCGUAGAGCGGCGGUAGGCCGGGUGCAUGUUUUCUUCGUCGUAGUCGGACACGGGCUUGACGGAGAUUUGGGCGGCGCCUUCCGAUGGCAGAGAGAUUUCGACAGGAU